Messenger RNA from Meyerozyma guilliermondii ATCC 6260, 339 nucleotides. Its product is annotated as transcription elongation factor. Lineage: Eukaryota; Fungi; Ascomycota; Pichiomycetes; Serinales; Debaryomycetaceae. The record is from RefSeq and is a predicted model, not a curated record. Gene Ontology annotation, cellular component: nucleus; DSIF complex. The transcript has a single exon. Gene Ontology annotation, biological process: chromatin organization; regulation of transcription elongation by RNA polymerase II; mRNA processing. Bases 1 to 339 code for a protein of 112 amino acids. Gene Ontology annotation, molecular function: zinc ion binding; RNA polymerase II complex binding.
AUGUCGUCAAGGUCAGAUAGAGCAUGUAUGCUCUGUGGGAUAAUACAGCCUUUCAGGCACUUUAUUGAUCGUGGGUGUCCCAACUGUGAAAGUGUCUUACAUUAUCAGGAUAAUGAAGACAACCAAGUCCAAGAUUGUACAUCGCCUUCUUUCGAAGGUUUGGUGGCUUUAGGUGACGAUAACAAGAAAUCAUGGGUGGCCAGGUGGCUAAGAAUAGACUCGUUUGUCCCUGGAUUGUACGCUGUGAAGGUGACUGGUAAACUUCCACCUCAUAUAAUCAGUGACUUGGCUGAACAAAAUGUAAUCUAUAGACCAAGAGAUGGCAGUGCUGAAGACUAG